Nelumbo nucifera (sacred lotus) is the source of this 1729-nucleotide messenger RNA. Its product is annotated as plant/protein. The record is from RefSeq and is a predicted model, not a curated record. Gene Ontology annotation, molecular function: oxidoreductase activity. NCBI's taxonomy places the organism in Eukaryota, Viridiplantae, Streptophyta, Magnoliopsida, Proteales, Nelumbonaceae.
GACCCCAACUACUACUUUCAUAGUUUCAUUUGUAUUUGUUUCCUUAAACCACCUGCUUGGCUGCUUCACGAGCUUUGGAGCAGACCAGAGAGAGAGAGUGGAUUUCUGAACAAUCAGAUCGAUGGAGGCUACCCGGGUUUCCUCUAUGAUUUCCUUAUGCUCGUAUAUGAAAAGUAGGUCUCCUUCGCUACCCUCUUUGAAUUUACUAUCCUCUUCGUCGUCUCUCUACGACACCAAAUCAAGAAAUUUAGUACACUCAAAGACAAAAUUUCCCGGCAGUUCGAUUUGUAACAGAAGACGAGAUCUCUGCAUGGUUUCUGGUUCAAAAACAGAUGGAUUUCAGGGUUCGACUCUUCAGGGUGCUGAAUCUUUCUUUAGGAGCGUGCUGGCAAGUAUGGAAAGGGUGUAUUUAAGUAGGAAUCCCACUGCAAAUGCCAUUUUGGAGCUUGUUCGCUCAUUUGGUGAUGAUCAGAUCUGUUAUGAUCAUCUAGCGUUUCGAACUUUUGGGGUUCAUGACUAUGGAAUUGAUUCAAUGGCAAGAUUUUUCCUUGAUUUUGGUUAUACACAACGCGAAGAAUUGAGAUUUCCUGCAAAAAAACUGAAAGCAUUGUGGUUUGCCCCUCCCACUACCUCAUCUUCUGAUAGCGGGACUGGUGUUAAUGGGCCUUUACCAAGAAUUUUCAUAUCAGAACUUCUUGUAGAUGAGAUGAGUCUGCAAGCUCAGGAAAUAAUAAAAAGAUAUACCAAAACAUCUGGUAAUGGAAAUAAGUAUGCAGCUCUUGCAAGUGCUUUAGGAUCAUUAACAUGGGAAAAACCCUUAUAUUCUGACUUCCAACAAUUAGCCAGGGAAAGUGAAUAUGCUGCAUGGACUCUUGUUAAUGGAUAUGCAGUGAACCAUGUCACUAUUUCUACUCAUCGUCUGAGAUCUCACCUGAGGAAUAUAAAAAGCCUCAAUCAAUUCAUUGAAGAGAAUGGAUUCAAAUUGAACUCUGAAGGAGGAGUUCUUAAAGUCAGCCCUGAUGGACUUCUGUUGCAAAGCUCAACAGUUGCAGAUUCAAUAUCUUUCAAUUUCUCUGAUGGUAUAACCGAAUCUGUUCCCUGUUCAUACAUUGAGUUUGCAGAACGCCUUGUGCUGCCUCGGUAUAAAAGCUUACCUGAAAAAGAGAUAAAGGAGUUCCACAGACGCGAUGGUUUUGAGGUUGGAAAUGCUGACAAGAUAUUCGAGAGCACAUCCAAGGAUCAACUAACCAGGAAAGCUUCCUGAGACGACCUGGGCCCAUGUCCACGUUGAUUAUAUAUAUCUACAUGGAAGCGUCGAUCUAGUGGGCCUUUAACCAUAAGUCGUCAUGUAUUACCAUUGUUGGUACUUAAAUAAAAUAAAAAGAGAUUCCGAUUUACGACCCUGAUCGCGAUUUAAAGGAAGUACUUGGGCGUCAUGUUUAUCUGUUUCCAUCACAACCAUGCUGCAGGCACUACCCUUGUCCAUUUAAUGAUCUCAAUUCACACUGCAGUCUGCACCUACUGGGUUUACAACGUCGCCUAAACUCUGAAUGCAGAGCUGGUAAGGCCUCAAAGAAUAAGGAUGACCUAGUCUAGAUGGGAAGCUACUCUUUUCUUUAUUUGGAAAUCCAAAAAAGCAUGUGUUUGCAGAUAGUGUGGACAUGAACCGAGCUUUUUUACGAGUUAUUUGAAUUCGACCUAUGAAAAGUUCGUUUUGGUUCAGCUUAAA